AUGACUUUUAUGGCUACGAAUUUGAGAAACCCAAUCAUUUUGGCGAAAAUAGAGGAAGAGAUUGAGAUGAAAACGGGUAGAAGAGAUGGGGCAAGUCCGCCCGGACAUCAAGGAGUGAUUGCUGAUGGAGAGGACACACUCACAUUGCAUGGAUACAAGAGAACAACGCCUAGAAUGGCCUUAUACUAUCUUUGUGUGGUGUGCACAUUAGGAUUGUACCGAGUGGUACUCCAUUGGCGGCAACAAUGGAGAGCAAAAGCUUUAGGAAUCUCUUGUUGUCUUGAUGAAGCUGAUAUGGUUUUGAUCAAAAAUGAUGACCAAGAGAUUCAUUUCCGAGUAGUGACCACUGAACGAUCGGAUGGAGACAGCAAAUUGCCUGAUGGUCAUGGAGGAUUGAAAACGGUAUCCGGAAUUCGUUGGUUCUCCUAUCGAAAAAUGCGUUAUUAUUGGAUUGAGACACAGAAAAAGUUCAUGGCUCCGUCACAGAUUGAUCAAAGUGUAGCAUUCUGUGAAUAUCAAGCAAUCAGUGAUCGACAAGGACUUGAUGAAGAAGUGGUAGUGAAUAAGAGGAAAAUCUAUGGUUCCAAUGAGAUUGUGAUCCCGAAAAAGAGCGCUUUCGAGAUUAUUCUCCGAGAAGCGAUCAGUCCAUUUUGUCUCUUUCAAGCCUUUAGUGUCACUGUGUGGAUGAAUGACGAUUAUCAUCUGUUCGCCUGUGUCAUCGUCUUCUUAACUCUUCUUGGAAUUUUCACAACUUACAGAGAAGUCCGAAAAUGUGAGAACCGCCUUCGAGAAAUGGCUGCUCAACAUGGAGGUGGUGAGGUAGAAGUGAUGAGAGGAGGGGUCAUCAAAAUGAUCAAAAACGCUGAGGUUGUUCCGGGAGAUCUUGUCUUGGUUCCACAACACGGCUGUACGUUGUCUUGUGAUUUGGUGUUGCUAACAGGGCAAGUGAUCUGCAAUGAGAGUAUGCUCACUGGAGAAAGUGUACCGGUUACAAAGGCUGCUCUUCCAUCACAUGAGGAAAAUGGAGAACUCGUAACAGAUGUGCUGAUUGCUGGGAAACAUGACAAGCAUAUCCUCUACGGUGGAACAGAAGUCCUUCAAACUCGAUAUUAUGCCGGGAAACGGGUCAAGGCAAUUGUGCUGCGUACGGGCUUUGCGACUUCAAAGGGGCAACUUGUCAGGAGUAUCAUGUAUCCAAAAGCUCCUGAUUUUGAGUUUACAAAGGAUCUUCUCAAAUUCGUUGGUUUCCUCUUUGGAGUGGCUUGUUGCGGAAUGGCCUACACAAUUGUUUUGAUGACAAUGAGAGGGGAAACAGUGAGAAGAUGCAUUGUGAGAGCGCUCGACAUUGUCACCAUUGUCGUUCCACCAGCUCUCCCAGCUGCUAUGGCCUCUUGCUAUGUGAAAUCUCAAAAGAACCUUGAAGAUAAACAAAUUUUCUGUGUUGCACCGAGCAAAAUUGCUAUUUGUGGAGCAAUCAACGUGGUCUGCUUUGAUAAAACGGGUACUUUGACAGAAGACGGGUUAGACUUUCUACUCAUUCGACCGGUUGAUAUUGUAACGCAAGAUGACGGCUCUUUGGGAGCUCAUUUCACAGAAGAAUGCUACAAUGUGGACCCAAAUUCGUUACCGCAAGAUGGAGAAAUGGCUGCUGGAAUUGCAACUUGUCAUUCACUUACUAGAAUUGGUGGCAAGCUUUUGGGUGAUCCGAUUGAUUUACUUCUUUUUGAGUCAACUGCUUGGGAGUUUCACGAACCAACUUCUCCAGAAAUUUCAGCAAAGGAGAUUUCUGAAAACGAUCUCUAUGACCUGGUGCAACCGAGUGUCAUGCGGCCACCAGUCGGCGAAACUGGAGAUCUAGCAAUCAUUCGACAAUUCACUUUCACAUCUGAACUCCAACGACAAUCUGUCCUUGUCGCUUCUCCAUCUGAUGAAACCGGAAAACAAAUGAUUCUCUACUCAAAGGGAUCACCAGAGAUGAUCAUGAGCUUAUGCCAACCACACACCGUUCCAAAAGAUUACCUCACGAUUGUCAACCAUUACUCCCAUUUGGGAUAUCGUUUGAUUGCCGUCGCGAGAAGAGACAUGAAACUCACUUAUGCAAAAGCUCAUCGAAUCAAAAGAGAAGACGCUGAGAAAGAUUUGGUGAUGCUUGGACUGGUUGUGAUGGAGAAUCGAGUGAAGAGUGUGACGCCAACUGUGAUCAGACAAUUGAUUGAUGCCAAUAUUCGUGCUGUAAUGGUCACUGGUGACAAUGUGUUGACCGCGUUGAGUGUUGGAAGAGAAUGCGGAAUUAUUCGAGAAGAUCGAUCCGCGUAUCUCCUUGAACAUCACGAUGAGAAAGAUGAGAAAGGACGAACAAUUCUCACCUAUAAACAUGUAGUUGCGACAAAAGAUGAGGAUUUGGUGCAACGAGUUGUAGUCGGUGAUGAUGGAUUGAGAGAGGUGAUCAACAAUGGAGGACAUUUAUCAAUGACUGGUCACACAUUCCAUAUUCUCCAGAAAGAGCACGCUGAGCUGUUGCCUGAUGUGGCUCAAUGUUGUGAUGUUUUUGCAAGAAUGGCUCCCGAUCAAAAGUCGACUCUUGUCAGUCUUCUACAAGAAUCUGGGGCUAAAGUCAUGUUCACUGGAGAUGGAGCAAAUGAUUGUGCAGCAUUAAAGGCAGCUCAUGCAGGAAUCUCGCUUUCCGAUGCUGAAGCUUCAAUUGCUGCUCCGUUCACUUCCAAGAUUGCUGACAUCCGUUGUGUUCCGACAGUGAUCUGUGAGGGAAGAGCCAGUUUGAUCACAGCUUUCUCGAUGAUCAAGUACAUGGCCGGCUACUCGUUGACUCAAUUCUGUUCCAUUUUCAUCCUCUACCAUUAUGGAACAAAUCUAACGGAUGGAAUGUUCAUGUAUAUCGAUCUCCCAUUAAUCACUUUGGCAGCUUUGCUUUUUGGUUUUGCGCCAGCCUCUUCUUCUCUCUAUCAUCGACCUCCACCAACUCGUAUCUUGUCAAAAGCAAGUUGUAUAGCAGUGCUAGGACAGCUUGUCAUUUGUGCAAUUGGACAGGCCGUCAUCAAUUUCCUUGUCAUCAAUCAACCAUGGUAUGUCCCAUACAAUCCACCAAAAGGAGGUGAAGAAGACGAUAAGAGAGCCAUGGUGGGAACUGCCGUUUUCCUCGUCUCAACCAUUCAAUACAAUGCUUUGGCUUUUGCCUACUCGGCCGGGAAACCCCAUCGUCAACCGAUCAUCCGCAAUCCUUGGCUCUGCUUAGCACUUCUUGGAACAACUUUAUUUUCUAUCUUCUUGGCUCUGACAGACAGUCGUUUUGUGGUUGAACAGAUGGAGUUCAUCUUCCUCCCAUCAUUCUCUUUUCGUCUUCUUUGCAUUUUCAUCGGACUUGUUUGCACCGCGUUUUCAGUCUUCUUCGAGAAAGGAUUUGUUUCAUAUCUUGAAAGAUAUGAACAUGGAGAAACAAGAACCCAAGUCUCUGCUAACGAGGUUUUAACAGAUGUGGAAGCUGGCCGAAAGGGAAUCGACUAUCACUUCAAGAAUGCUCCCACAAAAUCGACCACU
Molecule: messenger RNA, 3552 nt
Organism: Mesorhabditis belari
Lineage: Eukaryota; Metazoa; Nematoda; Chromadorea; Rhabditida; Rhabditidae
Source: the annotation of a GenBank genome assembly